Brassica oleracea var. oleracea is the source of this 1950-nucleotide messenger RNA. Its product is annotated as phosphoethanolamine N-methyltransferase 1. The transcript is spliced from 12 exons. Gene Ontology annotation, biological process: phosphatidylcholine biosynthetic process. Bases 251 to 1726 code for a protein of 491 amino acids. Lineage: Eukaryota; Viridiplantae; Streptophyta; Magnoliopsida; Brassicales; Brassicaceae. Gene Ontology annotation, molecular function: phosphoethanolamine N-methyltransferase activity. The record is from RefSeq and is a predicted model, not a curated record.
CUCUCACCCACAAAAAAACCUCAAAACAUAUAUCGCUCUCUCGCUCUCUCUAUCUAUCAGAUCGUAAACACACAAAAUACAUUUCGUUCCCGAGUUGUGAAUUGAUGCAGCAGAGAGGCCGAUCCGUCAACCGUAGAUCAAGAAGCUUCUCCCGAUCCAGACUCGCCGUCGAAGGCCACUGAACCCAAACUCUCUCUCUUGUUCUCUCUCGCAAACAGAUCUCUUUUUUCCGACGAACACCUUUCCCACAAUGGCAGCAUCGUACGAAGCAGAGCGUGACGUCCAGAAGAAUUACUGGAUUGAGCAUUCGGCUGAUCUGACUGUUGAAGCUAUGAUGCUCGACUCUCGUGCUGCUGAUCUCGACAAGGAAGAACGCCCUGAGGUGCUCUCUUUGCUUCCACCCUACGAAGGCAAGUCGGUGCUGGAGCUUGGAGCUGGUAUUGGUCGUUUCACUGGUGAAUUGGCUCAGAAGGCUGGUGAACUCAUUGCUCUUGACUUCAUUGAUAGCGUCAUCAAGAAGAAUGAGAGUGUUAAUGGGCACUACAAGAAUGUGAAGUUUAUGUGUGCUGAUGUUACCUCCCCUGACCUGAACAUCACUGAUGGAUCCAUCGACUUAAUUUUCUCCAACUGGCUUCUCAUGUAUCUCUCUGACAAAGAGGUGGAGCUUUUGGUAGAAAGGAUGGUUGGUUGGAUCAAAGUUGGAGGAUACAUUUUCUUCCGAGAAUCUUGCUUCCACCAAUCUGGUGACAGCAAGCGCAAGUCCAACCCCACUCACUACCGUGAACCCCGUUUCUAUACCAAGGUAUUUCAAGAAUGUGUGACACGAGAUGCUGCUGGGAACUCAUUUGAGCUCUCUAUGAUCGGGCAAAAGUGCAUUGGAGCUUAUGUGAAGAACAAGAAGAAUCAGAACCAGAUUUGCUGGAUUUGGCAGAAAGUCAGCUCAGAGAAUGACAGAGGCUUCCAACGUUUCUUGGACAACGUUCAAUACAAAUCCAGUGGGAUCCUCCGCUAUGAGCGUGUCUUUGGACAAGGCUUUGUGAGCACUGGUGGAAUCGAGACAACCAAAGAGUUUGUGGAGAAAAUGGAUCUGAAACCAGGACAGAAAGUGUUAGAUGUUGGUUGUGGCAUUGGUGGAGGUGACUUCUACAUGGCUGAGAACUUCGAUGUUCAUGUGGUUGGUAUCGAUCUGUCCGUCAACAUGAUUUCAUUCGCACUGGAACGUGCUAUUGGACUCAACUGCUCGGUUGAGUUUGAGGUCGCGGAUUGCACCACAAAACAUUACCCUGAGAAUUCCUUUGAUGUCAUUUACAGCCGUGACACUAUUCUGCACAUCCAAGACAAACCAGCUUUGUUCAGGACUUUCUUCAAGUGGCUUAAACCGGGAGGCAAAGUGCUCAUCAGCGACUACUGUAAGAGCUCGGAAACUCCAUCUCCUGAGUUUUCUGAGUACAUCAAACAGAGAGGAUAUGAUCUCCAUGAUGUUCAAGCUUAUGGGCAGAUGCUAAAAGACGCAGGCUUUAACGAUGUGAUCGCAGAAGACCGUACUGAUCAGUUUAUGCAAGUCCUGAGACGUGAACUAGAGAGGGUGGAGAAAGAAAAGGAAGAGUUCAUCUCCGACUUCUCCAAAGAGGACUACGAGGACAUAGUUGGUGGAUGGAAGGCGAAGCUGGAGAGAAGUGCUUCGGGUGAGCAGAAGUGGGGACUUUUCAUCGCCAACAAGAACUAAUAACCUCUUUUACUUCAAAAUGCUUCUUUGCUUCUUCAAUAAUAAAAAAAACAUCAUUUCCGUUUGGCAAUGAUGUGUGGACUUUGUGUGUUGUUUGUUUCUUACCUUCACUGUUUUCGGUUAGAUAUGUAAACCGAAUUUCGUUUGGUUCGAUCUUUGUUUCGUAUCUCAAUUUGUUUCAAAUUAUAAGCAUUAUAAUAUUUGGAUUUUCUUUUUCAGUUUUA